UGAUGUCCUCAAUCACGUCCGCGUCCCAUCUCUAUCACACAGCGGUAGUAUCACGUCAACACAAUGAUCAACCUCGUUUAUUAUAAUGGAAAACGCGCAUUUUUUUCAACAAAGGCUCAGAAAAUCUGUGUUGUGUAACUUGCUACUUCAUAUAUUGCAACCGCAUCUAAGAUAAAAUCGCUGUCCCAAAUCCGGGUGGUUUCCUUCACUGUGAUCAGAGAAAGAGGAGCGCUCAGACAAACUUAAACUCACAAGACAAAGAAACGUUGGGAGUCUGCGAUGGCAGGCGGACGAAGAGGGGCGAACCGCACUGCUUACUGCAGGUCUCCACUGAGCAGUGAGCCAGGCUCGGUCGGCAAUGGCAACCACUCUACCAGCUCCCCAGUCACAGGGGUGCGGUCUCGGACAAGGAACGGCUCAGGAACGGGCAUCUCUAGUCCCCCCUUGGCAGCCCAUACGGUGGUUCCUCUGAAGCACUGUAAGAUCCCAGAGUUAUCCAUGGACAGGAAUGUGCUGUUUGAGCUGCACUUGUUCUUCUGCCACCUCAUCGCCCUUUUUGUCCACUAUGUCAACAUCUACAAGACUGUCUGGUGGUACCCCCCCUCACACCCCCCCUCACACACCUCGCUGAACUUCCACCUCAUCGACUAUAACAUGCUGGUGUUCACAGUCAUCAUACUGGCUCGCAGGCUGAUUGCAGCGAUUGUAAAAGAGGCAUCCCAGAGUGGGAAGCUCUCGUUCCCUCACUCCAUCUUCCUAGUGAUGGCACGGUUCGCUGUGCUCACACUGACGGGCUGGAGUCUGUGUCGCUCCCUCAUAUACCUAUUCAGGACCUACUCUGUCCUCAGCCUGCUUUUCCUCUGUUACCCGUUCGGUAUGUACAUUCCCUUUUUCCGGUUGAACUGCGACUUCCGCCGGGUGGGGCCGCUCUCACCCAUCACCAGUAUCGGGUCGAAGGAGGUGGGCAGCGUGGGGCGCGGGCGGGACUACCUGACGGUGCUGAAGGAGACGUGGAAGCAGCACACCAGCCAGCUGUACGGGGUCCAGGCCAUGCCCACACACGCCUGCUGCCUCUCCCCAGACCUCAUCCGCAAGGAGGUGGAGUACCUGAAGAUGGACUUCAACUGGAGGAUGAAGGAGGUGCUGGUCAGCUCCAUGCUCAGUGCCUACUACGUGGCCUUCGUACCUGUAUGGUUUGUUAAGAGCACACAGUACGUGGACAAGCGCUGGUCCUGUGAGCUCUUCAUCCUGGUGUCUGUCAGUACCUCAGUCAUCCUCAUGAGACACCUGCUGCCCCCGCGCUACUGUGACCUCCUCCACAAGGCUGCAGCACACCUGGGCUGCUGGCACAAAGUGGACCCUUCUCUCUGCUCCAACGUCCUGCAGCACAUAUGGACGGAAGAGUACAUGUGGCCCCAGGGUGUCCUGGUCAAACACAAUAAGAAUGUUUACAAGGCCAUGGGGCACUACAAUGUGGCUGUCCCCUCAGACGUCUCCCACUAUCGCUUCUAUUUUUUCUUCAACAAGCCCUUACGAAUAUUGAACAUCCUCAUCAUCUUGGAAGGUGCUAUGAUAUUCUACCAGCUCUACUCGUUGAUAUGCUCAGAAAAGUGGCAUCAGACGAUAUCCUUGGCUUUAAUUCUCUUCAGCAACUACUACGCCUUCUUCAAGCUUCUCAGAGACAGAAUAGUCUUAGGCAAGGCAUACUCAUACUCAAACAGCUCAUCUGACCAGAAGAUAAGUUAAAGAUAAGCUAUUGUUGGUCAUUUAUUAUGGAACAAGAAAAACACGCAUGAAAGCUUUGUAUUUUUUCUACAACUGCAUUUUGUGUCACUGUUGUUUUUGUUCUGAUCUGCCAUAAUAAAAAUAAACAUAUUUUUGUAUUCCUUUCAA
Messenger RNA from Oncorhynchus keta (chum salmon), 1893 nucleotides. RefSeq names its product transmembrane protein 39B. The coding region runs from base 280 to 1746 and encodes 488 amino acids. The record is from RefSeq and is a predicted model, not a curated record. The transcript has 9 exons. Gene Ontology annotation, cellular component: membrane. Lineage: Eukaryota; Metazoa; Chordata; Actinopteri; Salmoniformes; Salmonidae.